This is a messenger RNA of Vigna unguiculata (cowpea), 787 nucleotides long. Its product is annotated as heavy metal-associated isoprenylated plant protein 39-like. The record is from RefSeq and is a predicted model, not a curated record. NCBI's taxonomy places the organism in Eukaryota, Viridiplantae, Streptophyta, Magnoliopsida, Fabales, Fabaceae. Gene Ontology annotation, molecular function: metal ion binding.
UAUAUUAUAUAAUAACAGGGUUGAUGCAUUGGAAAUAGUCCAUCCUCCACAUAAACCUUGCCCCAACCCAUCACUGAAAUUGCACUGCUAAUUUCUCUGCUUCUUCCUUUCUUCCUCAAACACUCUUCACUCAUUGUCAAAACUUAGACCAAUUUGUAAAUGAAGAAAGUGGUGGUGAAAUUGGAUUUGCACGAUGAGAAAGCAAAGCAGAAGGCGAUGAAAUCGGUUUCUAGCCUGCCAGGUAUUGAUUCGAUCUCCAUGGACAUGAAGGAGAAGAAACUGACAGUAGUGGGUGACAUAGACCCUGUGAGUGUGGUGAGCAAAUUGAGAAAAACUUGGCACACAGAAAUUGUAACUGUUGGGCCGGCAAAAGAGCCAGAGAAGAAGAAAGACGAAGAGAAGAAAGACGAUGGGAAAAAAGAUGACAACAAGAAGAAAGAUGAUGAGAAGAAGAAAGAUCCAAAUCAGCAAAUUGAGGAACUUGUCAAGCUCUACAAAGCAUACAAUCCUCACAUGACCACAUAUUAUUAUGUUCAGAGUGCUGAAGAAAACCCUAAUGCUUGUGCUAUUUCUUGACUCACACUCUCAUCUUUUUUCAUCUUUCACACCAUCAAAAAACCACAACUCAUGUUUAUUGGUGAAUCCCAUGCCACCAUAGAUGACCCAACCUCGUGAAACCUUCGUGUAAAUUAUAUUUUGGGAGUAUUGAUUGAGAGGAUUACGAUGUACCAAAACAGGCUAUGGAGGUUUUGAAUGAAUAAAUCAAUUGAUGUGUGAAUUGUGGGAA